Molecule: messenger RNA, 5563 nt
Organism: Paramisgurnus dabryanus
Lineage: Eukaryota; Metazoa; Chordata; Actinopteri; Cypriniformes; Cobitidae
Gene: kcnt1a
Product: potassium sodium-activated channel subfamily T member 1a
Biological process (GO): potassium ion transmembrane transport
Cellular component (GO): plasma membrane
Molecular function (GO): intracellular sodium-activated potassium channel activity; outward rectifier potassium channel activity
Source: RefSeq, a predicted model, not a curated record
AUGCGCACGCAUGCACACAGAACAGAGGGAGAGACACACAGCAUAACUCUGCCAGUGAACCACACGAUUGCGCGUCUGCAGUCAGGAUUGUGUGGGCAGGUCUAUUUCAACCUUGCCUCUGUAGAUGAUGUACUUCAAUAACAAUCCACUCAGCCCAGACCUCCACAUAUCCUCGUCUAGAAACACUUUUGGUUUUCUUCAUUAUGGAGCAGAAGAAUGCAGUGCCGUCUUGGGUUAACCCCGCUUUGGUCAACUGGAGGCUGGACUCUUUUGGUAGCGAUGCUGGGCAGAGGGUUCAUGUGGAGUUUUAUGUGGAUGAAAACACAUUUAAAGAAAGACUCAAACUUUUCUUCAUUAAAAACCAAAGAUCCAGUUUAAGGAUUCGAAUAUUUAACUUUUGUCUGAAGCUUCUGACAUGCGUCCUCUACAUCAUUCGAGUAAUGACGGACAAUCCGGGUCAACUCCGCAAUACAUGCAUUGACUGUAACGGCACCACAAUGACCAAUGACAUCAACUGGGAACUGAUAUUCUGGGUAGAUAGAAAAGUCCCAGUGUGGGCCAUUCAGGUGAUUGUGGCGUCCAUCAGUUUCAUAGAGGCCAUGUUGUUGACAUACCUCAGCUAUAAGGGUAAUAUUUGGGAGCAGAUAUUCCAAGUGUCCUUCCUGUUGGAGAUGUUGAACACUGUUCCCUUCAUCAUAACGAUUUUCUGGCCUCCUCUAAGAAAUCUCUUCAUCCCGGUGUUCCUCAAUUGCUGGUUGGCAAAGUGUGCAUUGGAAAGUAUGAUAAAUGACCUACACAGGGCGAUUCAGAGGACUCAUUCAGCCAUGUUUAACCAAGUCCUCAUUCUCAUCUGCACUCUCUUAUGUCUUGUUUUCACUGGCACGUGUGGUAUUCAACAUUUAGAACGAGCCGGUAAAAAGAGCCUGUCGCUCUUUAACGCUUUGUAUUUUUGCAUCGUGACCUUCUCGACGGUGGGCUUUGGUGAUGUCACACCACAGAUUUGGCCGUCUCAACUGCUGGUGGUUGUGAUGAUCUGUGUAGCUCUGGUUGUGCUGCCUCUACAGUUUGAGGAAUUGAUUUAUCUGUGGAUGGAAAGGCAGAAAUCAGGAGGAAACUACAGCCGACAUCGAGCUCAGACCGAGAGACAUGUUGUGUUGUGUGUGAGCACGCUUAAAAUCGACCUGCUUAUGGACUUUCUCAAUGAAUUUUAUGCUCAUCCACAUACACAGGAUUAUUACGUGGUGAUUUUGUGUCCAUGUGAAGUCGAUGUUCAGGUGAGGAGGAUUUUGCAGAUUCCUCUCUGGUCUCAAAGGGUCAUCUACCUGCAAGGCUCCGCCCUCAAAAAUCAGGAUUUGCUCAGAGCCAAGAUGGACGAUGCAGAGGCGUGUUUUAUUUUGAGCAGCAGAAAUGAAGCCGAUCGCAUGGCUGCAGAUCACCAGACCAUUCUGAGGGCCUGGGCUGUGAAGGACUUUGCUCCAAACUGUCCUCUCUACGUCCAGAUCCUUAAACCUGAAAACAAGUUUCAUGUUAAAUUUGCAGAUCAUGUUGUGUGUGAGGAAGAAUUUAAAUACGCCAUGUUGGCUCUGAACUGUCUGUGUCCGGCCACUUCUACACUGAUCACUUUACUUGUUCACACAUCUCGCGGCCAAGAAGGGCAGCAGUCUCCAGAGCAGUGGCAGAGGAUGUACGGUCGUUGUUCGGGUAAUGAGGUCUAUCACAUUCGUCUGGCUGACAGUAUGUUCUUCAGAGAGUACAACAACAAAAGUUUCACCUACGCAGCUUUCCAUGCUCACAAAAAGUAUGGCGUGUGUAUGAUCGGUGUGAAGCGAGAAGAUAACAAAAGCAUAUUGUUGAACCCUGGCCCUCGCCACAUCAUGGCUGCCACUGACACCUGUUACUACAUCAACAUCACAAAGGAGGAAAACUCCGCUUUUAUUUUCAGACAGGAAGCAGAUCAGGGAAAGGGGCGGAGCCACUGUGACAUCUUAAACAGCCCGUCUGGUCUUCCCGUUCAUAGUAUCCUUGCAAGCAUGGGAACGGUUGCCUUGGAUUUUCAAAAUACGAGUCCCACUAAGAGCGGCAUCAAGCUGGCUCCACCUUCAGAGAACGAAGGCGGGAGUCGCCGCCCAAGCAUAGCCCCAGUUUUGGAGAUAGCUGACUCCGCCUCCUUACUGCCAUGUGACCUCCUUAGUGAUCAAUCAGAGGAUGAGGCCGGUCACUCAGAUGAAGACAUAACCGCCAAUGAAUUUGUGAAAGGGUAUCCCCCAAAUUCUCCUUAUAUUGGAAGUUCGCCAACCCUCUGCCACCUGCUGCCCCAGAAAGCUCCUUUCUGCUGCCUACGGCUUGACCAGGGCUGUGAGCAUGUUAGCUUUGAAGAUGCAAAAGGGUAUGGCUUCAAAAACAAGCUCAUCAUUGUUUCUGCGGAAACGGCUGGAAAUGGUCUGUAUAACUUCAUAGUGCCUUUGAGAGCUUAUUACAGACCCCGCAGAGAACUCAACCCUAUAGUCCUGCUGUUAGACAACCUACCCGAUGACCACUUCCUGGAGGCCAUAUCAUGCUUCCCGAUGGUUUACUAUAUGGGUGGCACCAUUGACAAUCUGGACAGUCUGUUACAGUGUGGCGUUCUGUAUGCUGAUAAUCUGGUAGUGGUUGAUAAGGAGAGCACAAUGAGUGCAGAGGAAGACUACAUGGCUGAUGCUAAAACUAUCGUCAACGUGCAGACCAUGUUUAGGUUGUUUCCAAGUCUCAGUAUAAUCACAGAACUGACUCACCCGUCAAACAUGAGAUUCAUGCAGUUUAGAGCGAAGGAUUGUUACUCUCUCGCCCUGUCCAAACUAGAAAAGUGUGUUUCUGUGUUUGAUCGGCAGAAGGAGCGUGACAAAGGUUCGAAUCUCGCCUUCAUGUUCCGGCUUCCAUUCGCCGCUGGUCGAGUCUUUAGUAUCAGUAUGCUAGACACACUUCUGUACCAGUGUUUUGUAAAGGACUAUAUGAUCCCAAUAGCCAGACUUUUGCUCGGGUUGGACACCACACCUGGAUCAGGUUAUCUGUGUGCUAUGCGUGUCAGUGAAGCUGACCUAUGGAUCCGUACAUACGGGAGAUUAUUCCAAAAGUUCUGCUCAUCUAGUUCGGAGAUUCCCAUCGGUAUCUACCGUACAGAGUCGCACUCGCCACCAGAGUUUCAAGGGUCCGCCAGCACCGAAGGGUUAAACGACACCAGGGAGAAGGGGGAGGAGUCAAAGAUCCUCACCCGGAGUUCCUCGAGCAGUGACCAAUCAGAGCAUCCGCUCCUGAGAAAGAAGAGCAUGCACUGGACAAGGCGUCUCAGUAGGCGGAGCGUGAAGAGGAGCGACUCCUCCCUCAGCUCCAUCCAGCAGCGUCUGGGCGUGUCACGGCGCUCGGAGAGGGAGGAGCUUACAGAACUCGUCAGGAAUCGCAUGCAGCACCUGGGGCUUCACACAGCCGGAUACAAGGAUGUCACGAAUCUAACAGCCAGUGAUGUUAUGAACAGAGUAAAUUUGGGCUAUUUGGAAGAUGAGCUGAACGACCAGCAGAACUCGAUUUCAUACGUUCUCAUAAACCCCGGCCCGGACACGCUGCUACAGCUCAAUGAUGUUGUGUUUCUGAUCCGUCCGGAUCCGCUGGCUCACGUCCCUGAUGCUCCACCACCACAAACCCGCCGCUGCAGGUCCACAACAGACACACCAGAACUCAGCAAGGUUUAACCAGUGACAAUAUACUGACUAGAUCAAAUACAGAUGCAGGUAAACACUUAAUGAUGUCUUAAAAAGAUGUUUAUAUUUUUAAUAAAUGUCAAUUUCUCACCAGCUCUUUAAACUCCUACAGUUAUAUAAGCUCCUGCUGGUUCAUAUAUUAGAUUCAUCAGUGAUAUUUUGCACUUAAUAUGAGUAAACUGAAAUACAAAAAUGUAUUUUGUAAGUCUACUAAGAUUAAAAAUACAGUGCAAUGGAUGUUGUGACUACAGUAUGUUUAAACAAUAAGCAGGAUUAUUGUAAUCUGUAUGUAUGUAGUAUUGCAUUGUGACCUGUGGAGGGAUACAACGUUACACAAACAUUUGUUUAAGUAGAUACAAAAAAUUAUUUUCAAGAAAAAAAAUCUUAGUAUUUUUGUCUUGUUUUUAGUAAAAAUAUCAAAAAAUUCUUAAAUUAAAAGUAAAUUAAAAUAUCAAAUGUAAGUGAUUUUGUGCAUAAAACAAGCAAAAAAAUCUGACAAUGGCGUAAGCAAAAAAAAAUUUUUUUUUAAACACUAAAUUAAAGAAAAAAAUAUUUUUUACGGAAAACAAGACAAAAAAAGAAUUUAUUUUUCUUGAAAAUCAUUUUUGCAGUCAACUGCAAAAAAAAAAUGACUUUCUUACUUAGCAUUUUUGUCUUGUUUCUGAAAUUAACAUGCAUUUUCUUGAUGAACAAAAUGACCUAAAAAUAAGAAAAAAAUAUCAAAUUUAGGUGAAUUUGUGCAUAAAACCUGCAAAAAAUCUGCCAAUGGGCAGGCAAAAAACUUUUUUCUGAAACCCUUAAUUCAAGAAAAAUUACCCCAUUGUCAGAUUUUUUUUUUGCUUGUUUUAUGCACAAAUUCCCUUAAAUUUGAUAUAUUUUGUUUUAAACUAGACUUAUUUUCUUAGGCCAUUUUGCACAUAAAGAAAAUGCAUCUUGAUUUUAAUGUUUUUUUAUAUUUGUCCUAAAAACGAGACACAAAUACUAAGUAAGAAAAGUCAAUUUUUGCAGUGUAUAACUCUAGACCGAAGCCCUACGCAUGGGGGCGUGAACUCCAGAAGUGGGCGGUACCUCCAAAAAGAGGUGGGUAGGAGGUGUGUACUAGCUGUCUGUCUAUGCUAAUAAGCCACGCCCCCUUUUGAGCUCCCACCCCCAUUUGGAGAGUUCCAGGCCACAUUCCAUACAUUGGUGUAGUAUUAUAUAUCAGACAGCAGGGGGCGUCCUUUGAUGUCAAUGCGCUCUCACCUGUGCAACAGACCUCUUUGAAAAUCAAUAAACAUAUUCAAUAAUCGAACUUAUACCCCUAAUGGGUUGCAACAAUGAAUAAGAUGUGCAUUUAACAAUAUACGUUUUGCUUGAUAAGUGUAUUUCCCUUUUUGUUUUUUUGUUUUUUCAUCUUAAAGUUCACAAACGAACAACAUUAUUAUUAUUUAGAGAGCAACAUUUCUAUUGAAUAAAACAAUUAAACUAAAGGAAAUAUUUCAGAAAGAUGUGAUAAAACAAUUGAUAUAAUGUGAAAAAUGCAGAUAAAGAUGGCUUACUCUGUUAGUGUGAACUCAUUUCAUUGACACCACUUGGUUAAACGUCAUUGUCUCAGAGACAUCAAGUUUGUUUGAAUAAAGCACCAGCAUGAUUUGUUUGCAGGUGACGCUUGCUUUGAUGUUGUGUUAUACAUUGCAGUGACAUUCAAUCUGCAAACUAGUAGUAAUAAAAAGUGAAAUAUGUUGUUCAUCUAAUUACUAUGUAAUUUAAUGAAGUGUCAUUUAUUUGUCAGAUAUCUCUGUGAUGUGUGCCUUUUAAAAUUAAAGUGUUUACAGCAUACAGUGCUUUAAUAA